Molecule: messenger RNA, 234 nt
Organism: Ostertagia ostertagi
Lineage: Eukaryota; Metazoa; Nematoda; Chromadorea; Rhabditida; Trichostrongylidae
Source: the annotation of a GenBank genome assembly
CAGCUCAAAGAGUUCAACAAAUUCCAUGCUGCCCUUCAGCGGCGAAGAGAGGAAUUCCAAAAGAAGGUAGAACAACUGACACCAGAAGCACGUGCUGCUCAUGAAAAACUCACGAAACUUCGAGAGGAAAGACAUAAGAUAUUCAUGGAGGCUAGUGAGAGCGUCAGAGCCGAAUUGAAUCAGCUUUAUCACGAUGAUCGAGUAAAGAUGAGAGAAGGAAGACGACGCCAUUGA